Molecule: messenger RNA, 751 nt
Organism: Heteronotia binoei (common prickly gecko)
Lineage: Eukaryota; Metazoa; Chordata; Lepidosauria; Squamata; Gekkonidae
Product: waprin-Phi1-like
Exons: 4
Coding region: 163-555 (130 amino acids)
Biological process (GO): antibacterial humoral response; innate immune response
Cellular component (GO): extracellular region
Molecular function (GO): peptidase inhibitor activity
Source: RefSeq, a predicted model, not a curated record
AAUGAGGAGAGUGUUCAGCUCAACUUGUUCUCUAUUCAUCACCUGGGAGCCAGGCCUCUUUCCCCCCUCCCUCCCUCCCACCCUUCGGGUCAGCCACACCUGGAGAGCGCUUAAAGCCCAGCCUGGGUAACCACAACCCCACAGACUCCUUGCAGCUCCGCCAUGAAGCCCAGCGCUGGCGGCUGCCCCCUCCUCCUCUUCUUUGUGGGGCUCCUCUUCUUCGCCACACAGCUGCCGGGCACAUCUGGGCACAACGUGACAGAAAAAGCAGGCACCUGCCCCAAGAAAGAGGCGGUGACGCCCAGCGGGAACUGCACAGAAGAGUGCCAGUCGGAUGCCAGCUGCAAGGAGAACCAGAAGUGCUGCCCGGCGGGUUGUGGGAUGUCUUGUCAAGUCCCUGACGAUAAACCAGGCUCCUGCCCAAAGUUCACCAGUGGGAUUUCUUCUCUGGGCUUCUGCCGGAACAAAUGUAUGAAAGACUCCGAAUGUGAAGAUGAUACAAAAUGCUGUCAGAACGGAUGUGGCAAGAGGAGCUGUUUAUCCCCUGAGUUUUGAGACGCAACCCAGACAAUGCAGAGCAGCUGCAGUCAAGCAAUCUGCUGCCUCUCCCGAACUGGUCCUUGAGGGUAUGAUGGCAUCACUCUUCUUCCUUCCCACCACCUCCUUCUCCGCCUGGCAGCUUCUCCGUCUUCCACCUCCUGAUGGAGCCCCUGAGGCACUUUCCCAGUAAAACUUGCACUUUCCACAGCAA